CCCCGGCCGCUACAAACGCCAAACCAACCACACCGCGCUCGCACGCUGCACACUUCUUCGCGCCGCCGCCAGCAAUCCCCAGUUCCCCACCAACCCUCCACGUCGUCCCUUCCUCCAAUCCCGCUAUUUCCCAUCCGAAUCCAAUCCACUUGCCCCACAAUUUUUGAUCCGCAGUCUCCUCGUUACUCUAUCGUGCGCUCAGAUUUUUUUUCUCCCGGGAUUACCGCCAAUUUUUCGGCCGUUUCAAUCUGACCAUUCCUCCGCGCGACGGCCAGCAUGAGCAUGGCGAUCUCGUGCGCGGGCGCGCGCCUCCACGGCCGUAUCGCCGUCGGCGGGCCCAAAUGCCGCGUGGGCGCCGCCGCUCUGGUAUGGCGGCGGGGCAGCUGCUUCUGCUCCAAUGCGCGGAGGUGGAGCGUCGCCAGGGGAGCCCGGUCCGAGCUGCCGCCGCCGCCGCCGCCGCAGGCGAGCGCAGAUGGCGGCGCGGCCGUCGCCAUCCCAGAAGCAGUGGAUGUUGUAGCAGACUCUAGUCAACAAGUAGGCGCGGUUGCUCAGCCUGGUGUGCUUCCGGAGAGGCACGGCAAGGCGGGUGGAGCUGAUGUUGAUGAUGGGGCCGGUGGGAACGGGAAGCUCCCGCCCGGCGGCGGUGGUGGGGACGGGGAUAAUAGCUGGGGAGGCGGCGGGGGUGACGGUGAUGGGGCGGAGGAUGAGUUCGGGCCCAUCCUUAGCUUCGAGCAGGUGGUCCAGGAGGCUGAGAAGCGCGGGGUUAGCCUGCCCAGCUUGCCCUCGGAUAUGGUAGAGACCGCGAAGAGCGUUGGGAUUCAGAAACUGCUGCUGCUGAGAUACUUGGAUUUGCAGGCGUCGGUUUGGCCCCUGGGUCCCGCCAUUAGGUCCUGCUCGCUUAUCCGGAACAGGAUGCUAGUUGAUCCUGCAUUCCUCUUCAAAAUUGGGACGGAGAUAGUUAUUGACACAUGUUGCGCAACAUUUGCGGAGGUUCAGAAGAGAGGCGAGGAGUUUUGGUCAGAGUUUGAAUUGUAUGCAGCAGAUAUGUUGGUGGGUGUAGUUGUUAAUGUAGCAUUAGUCGGUAUGUUAGCACCAUAUGCUCGAUUCGGUGGCAGAUCUGCAUCUGAAGGUCUCCUUGGGCGUGUUAGGCAUGCUUAUGAUGCCCUCCCAAGCAGCGUUUUUGAAGCUGAAAGGCCAGGAUACAGAUUUUCCGUUCAACAACGGAUAGGAACAUACUUUUUCAAGGGAAUUUUAUAUGGUACCGUUGGAUUCUUUUGUGGUCUUGUGGGACAAGGGAUUGCUAAUUUGAUAAUGACUGCCAAAAGGAGUGUUAAGAAGUCAGAGGAUGACAUACCUGUUCCUCCUCUUCUCAAAACUUCUGCUUUGUGGGGUGCCUUCCUUGCUGUUUCUUCCAACACACGUUAUCAAAUUAUUAAUGGACUAGAGCGUGUGGUUGAGGCUUCACCUAUUUCCAAGCGUGUCCCAGCUGCUUCUUUGGCGUUCACCGUCGGCGUGCGCUUUGCCAACAAUGUGUACGGAGGAAUGCAGUUUGUUGACUGGGCGAGAAUGAGUGGUUGUCAAUGAGGUGCGAGCUUUCAUAUUUUCUUGGGUAUUGGCCAAAUUGAUGCUGAUACAGAUGCUUGUUAUUGCAGUCACCAUUCACAGUGAUGCUGUUGUGUGCCGUCUGCUGUUUGUUAUUGCACCCAAAUUCGUCGAAUUUUCAUCAUCCCAAAGUCAAAAGAUGUGAUACCAAUAAUUGUUUGGGGAGCGAAGACCUCAAAAAUAAAAUGCGAAGUUUCUCACAGAGAUUCUGAAAUUGAGUGGAGUUAGCAUUAGGAGUGCUGCUUAGGCAGGGUAGAUCCAGAAGAGAUUGAAUUCUUUGUUUUCCUGUUUAUGAUAUCACCAUCUUGAUUUGGAUAGUCGAAUCUGUAAACUGUGCUUUACUGAAAUGGCUUUGUGUUCAUUGUUUCA
Messenger RNA from Phragmites australis (common reed), 1971 nucleotides. Its product is annotated as protein RETICULATA-RELATED 1, chloroplastic-like. The record is from RefSeq and is a predicted model, not a curated record. Lineage: Eukaryota; Viridiplantae; Streptophyta; Magnoliopsida; Poales; Poaceae. Gene Ontology annotation, cellular component: chloroplast inner membrane. Bases 277 to 1584 code for a protein of 435 amino acids. The transcript has 8 exons. Gene Ontology annotation, biological process: plant organ development.